UCAGCACGUACCGUAGGCGUAUCAGCGUGGUCUUCCCUGUCCUUCACGUCUGUCCACAUCCUGCUAGGCUCUUCUCUGCACCACAGCAACUAUGGCUCUGCUCAAGUCCAACAAGGUGAUCCACUGCCUGGGCAACAUCUCCCCGGCCCUGGGAGCUCUGUCCAGCCGCAACAGCUCAUGGUGGGCUGGGGUGCAGAUGGGUCCCCCUGAUCCCAUCCUGGGGGUGACGGAGGCCUUCAAGAGGGACACCAACCCAAAGAAGAUGAACCUCGGCGUGGGAGCCUACAGAGAUGACCAGGGGAAACCUUUUGUGCUCAGCUGUGUUCGUAAGGCAGAGGCUUUGAUGGCAUCCAAACAGCUGGAUAAGGAGUACCUGCCCAUCGGUGGUCUUGGUGAAUUUACCAAGGCCUGCGCCCAGCUGGCGCUCGGUGCCGACAAUGAGGUGAUGAAGAGCGGCAGAAGCAUCACUGUCCAGACCAUCUCAGGAACUGGAUCCUUGCGCAUCGGGGGAAAUUACCUGGCUCGGUUCCAUACAGGUCCACAUGAUGUGUACCUGCCCAAACCCUCCUGGGGAAACCACACACCCAUCUUCAGAGACGCCGGCAUGCAGCUCAAAGCAUACAGAUACUACGACCCGUCCACCUGCGGCUUCGACUUCAAAGGAGCCCUGGACGACAUCUCUAAAAUCCCAGAGAAGAGCGUCAUUGUGCUGCACGCCUGCGCCCACAAUCCGACCGGCGUGGAUCCCAGGCCUGAGCAGUGGAAGGAGAUUGCCGACAUCGUGAAGAAAAGGAACCUUCUGGUGUUCUUCGACAUGGCCUACCAGGGCUUCGCCAGCGGCGACAUUGAUCGUGAUGCCUGGGCUGUUCGGCACUUCAUCGAGACGGGCCACAACAUCGUGCUGUCUCAGUCCUUCGCCAAGAACAUGGGACUCUACGGUGAACGUGUGGGAGGCUUCACUGUUGUGUGCAAAGACGCAGAAGAGGCCAAGAGAGUCGAGUCCCAACUCAAGAUCCUGAUCAGGCCGAUUUACUCCAACCCACCGAUAAACGGCGCCAGAAUCGCUGCAACCAUCCUCAACACACCAGACCUGCGCUCGCUCUGGCUGGAGGAAGUCCAUGGCAUGGCCAACCGCAUCAUUAAGAUGAGGGAACAGCUGGUGGCGGGUCUGAAACAGCAGGGCUCCUCCCACAACUGGCAGCACGUCACCGAUCAGAUCGGCAUGUUCUGCUUCACUGGCCUCAAACCCGAACAGGUUGAGCGCCUGACGAAGGAGUUCUCGGUGUACAUGACCAAAGACGGCAGGAUUUCCAUGGCGGGCGUGACUUCCGCAAAUGUGGGCUACCUGGCAGAGGGGAUCCAUGCGGUCACCAAGUAGAGCAGAUCUCACUGGAAGAAGAACAGAAUCAAAGCUGCUGUGUUGAGGAGCUUUUUGUGUGUCCUCUGUUCCACCUUCAGAGGACGGGCCGAUGUUUAGUUUUUCUUUUUCUCUUCUGGAUUUCAUAAUCAUUUCAACACAGAACGGUUGUUUUUCUGCAAGUUUUCACUGAACUGAUGCCCUUUUGCCAUAUUCAAAACGUUUGUGACUGAGCUGAUAGUCUUUAUUUAUUCUGAGGAAUCAGCUGCUGACUCUGCACUUCUGUCCCUCUAAAUAUUUGCUCUUGACCCUCAUGCAUUUCGCUGUAACGUUGGGAUAAUGCAUGUUAGCUUUAGGUGCAAGAUCUCUGUUGCUUUGUGAAAAUCUUUAGAAAAUAUGCUUUUUUAAUUUAUGUUGGUGGUGUUUUAGCACUUUAUCAAAUGUGUGGCACUAUUUGAAUUUGUAGGUGGGUUUUACUGUGAGAAUAGGCAUUUAUCUGGUCAUCAGUUCACUUUUAUUAAUUUUAUCAACCUCUGUUAUUUAGUUUCCAUAUUUAAAAUGACUGAAUUAUCUCAUUUCCAUUCUGUACUUUUCCUGUACGUUUGUGAGAUCUUCAGUUUUCCUUCACAGAGCAGCAGUCUGUCAGUUGACAUCACAGUUAAAAGAAAGAGCACAAAAGUCGAGAGUAAAAUGGAAGUAUUGAGUGUAAAGUUCACUGGGGGUGGUUCUAUGCCGAAUGGGUAUUUUCAUGUCAUCAUACCACAAAACGUAUCCCCAUGUAAUCUAAAAGAAAUGUACAGAAGUCUCAUUUGUCCUGAUGCUAUACUUGAGUGUUUAAAUCUCUUUAUGGCCAAAACAUUGAGACUAUCAAAACAUACAUUUAUAAAGCAGGGCAUCUAUAAAUGCCCUGCUUCAGGCAUUAUAAUUGCCAGGGCUUUAGGCAAUUGUGGUGUCAUUUGCUGAUAUUCCUGGAACUUUGUCUCCAUUCUCUGCUUUCUGUCUGAAACUAAACAUGGGUCAUCUACCUUACUGAACAAACAAUAAAUCCUUGUAGAAAAA
This is a messenger RNA of Gambusia affinis (western mosquitofish), 2416 nucleotides long. It is a transcript of the gene got2b, whose product is annotated as glutamic-oxaloacetic transaminase 2b, mitochondrial. Gene Ontology annotation, biological process: L-aspartate catabolic process; biosynthetic process. Gene Ontology annotation, cellular component: mitochondrion. The transcript is spliced from 10 exons. The coding region runs from base 92 to 1378 and encodes 428 amino acids. NCBI's taxonomy places the organism in Eukaryota, Metazoa, Chordata, Actinopteri, Cyprinodontiformes, Poeciliidae. The record is from RefSeq and is a predicted model, not a curated record. Gene Ontology annotation, molecular function: L-aspartate:2-oxoglutarate transaminase activity; pyridoxal phosphate binding.